Messenger RNA from Rhagoletis zephyria (snowberry fruit fly), 434 nucleotides. Its product is annotated as larval cuticle protein 5-like. The record is from RefSeq and is a predicted model, not a curated record. NCBI's taxonomy places the organism in Eukaryota, Metazoa, Arthropoda, Insecta, Diptera, Tephritidae. Gene Ontology annotation, molecular function: structural constituent of chitin-based larval cuticle. Gene Ontology annotation, cellular component: chitin-based extracellular matrix.
CGCAGCAGCAACAUAGCCGAACACCUAAACCUAAACGCCUAAACAUGAAAGCCGCCGUCAUCAUUUUCGCUUGCCUUUUGGCCGUUGCCUUCGCUCGUCCCGCCGCUGAUACCCAAAUCGUCAAAUCCGACUCUGAUGUCGGACCUGAAAGCUACACCUACAGCUUGGAGACCAGCGAUGGUACCAAAAAGGACGAAGCCGGUCAAUUGAAGAAUGUCGGUACUGAUCAGGAAGCCAUCGUUGUUCAGGGUAGCUACACGUGGAAGGAUGAGAAGACUGGCGAAGUAUUCACUGUCACCUAUACCGCUGACGAGAACGGUUUCCGACCACAAGGCGCUCACUUGCCCGUUGCCCCAGUUGCAUAAACUACCUAUGUAGUUUGAUUGGAUGAUGCGAAGUUAAAGGUUUCUAAUACAUAAAUACAUAAAUAAGAG